AUGUCCCAGCAGUCGUCGAUAAAACCGUCGGCCAUCGUCGCCAUCAGCGUCGGCACCGUCGUCGCAGGCCUGCUCGCAUACGCCGUCUACUUCGACAACAAGCGCCGGAAUGACCCCGAGUUCCGCAAGGCGCUGAAGAAGGAGAGCAAGCGCACCCAGCGCGCCGCAAAGGAGGAGGCCGAGCACCAGGGCGCAGAGCAGAAGAAGGCCAUCCGCGACGCCGUCGCGCAGGCGAACGAGGAGGGCUUCCCCAAGGACCCCGAGGAGGUCGAGGCCUACUUCAUGCAGGAGGUCGCGCAGGGCGAGGGCAUGGUACAGAAGGGUGGGUCACAUGACUGCAACGUGCGAUGGACAGGCGCAGACAACAUCGAGGCCGCGCUGUGCUUCUACCGCGCGCUGAAGGUCUAUCCCAACCCACGCGAACUGAUCAACAUCUACGACAAGACCGUUCCCAAGCCCGUCCUCGACAUCCUCGCCGAAAUGAUCGCAGUCGACACGUCCAUCCCCGUCGGCGGCAGCAAGACACCCUCCGAGUCCGGCUCCGCCGGCGACCUCGAGUAA
Molecule: messenger RNA, 561 nt
Organism: Macroventuria anomochaeta
Lineage: Eukaryota; Fungi; Ascomycota; Dothideomycetes; Pleosporales; Didymellaceae
Product: mitochondrial import receptor subunit tom-20
Exons: 3
Coding region: 1-561 (186 amino acids)
Biological process (GO): protein import into mitochondrial matrix; protein targeting; tRNA import into mitochondrion
Cellular component (GO): mitochondrial outer membrane; mitochondrial outer membrane translocase complex
Molecular function (GO): transmembrane protein transporter activity
Source: RefSeq, a predicted model, not a curated record